UUGCGCUCCCUGGCAGCGGCGCUGGAGGCGCAGGGCUUGCGCUUGGGGAAAUGAAGCUGAGUCGCUCAGAAAAAAGAACAGACCUUUUCCUUAGUUCUUAACUUGGGUUUCCAUCUGUGCCUUGCGCAAGUGUGCUGUAGGCAUGCGCCCUCUUGCUGUCUUGCCCAGGACCAGGAUGAUGAGUUGAAGAGGUGCUGCUAGGGUUAACAGCGGAGUAAAGGAGGGGGUACGUGCCACCUGGUCAAGGAUUGCCAGGGCAUCUUCUUUCUAAAAGAGGCUGCAGCACUGUCUGAUGUUUAUUCUUUCCCUCCUGGCUCUGGGGAGAUGGUGUGCAGGCUGGAGGCAGCAAAUGUGCACGGGAAGACGCAAGGCUGAGGGGGAAGUUUGGCUCCUUCACAGGCAAAACAGUUGGUUUUCUUUUUGUUCUGCAUAAAACCCAGGCAGAAAUAACAGCUAAUACUGCUUUUUCAGCGGGGAUUUUUGCUAUCUUUCGUUUCAAGGUUCGUGGGGUAAACCGGCUUCCAAACUACGCUGCUGCCAAGAAUUGUUUUUCUCAGCUCUGUCGAGCCCUCUGAGCUCCUUGGUGCAAGGAAGAGGACAGGGCCGCCCUGAGCCAUGUCCAACGACCCGCCGCCACCCUACCCGGGCGGCCCCUCGGCACCGCUGAUAGAAGAGAAGCACGGCCCACCCCCUGCGGCAGAUGGCGUUGCCCCAGUCGUGGGCCAGCCCCAGGGGGUUCCCAUCCCCCCUCCUGAAUUUGGGCCCCCCCCAUAUGAGCCACCCUCGCAGCCGGGGUUCGUCCCCCCCCACAUGCCCACAGACAGCUCCGGGCCCUACGUGCCACCUGCAGGUUACUACCCGCCCCCAGGCCCUCACCCCCCCAUGGGCUACUACCCUGCUCCGAGCCACUACCCCUCCCCUGGGGGCCACACAGCGACGGUGCUCGUCCCGUCGGGGGCUGCCACCACGGUGACGGUGCUGCAGGGUGAGAUCUUCCAGGGUGCCCCCGUGCAGACAGUGUGUCCCCACUGCCAGCAAGCCAUCACCACCAAGAUCACCUACGAGAUCGGGCUCAUGAGCUUCCUCCUUGGCUUCUUCUGCUGCUUCGUGGGGUGUGAUCUCUGCUGCUGCCUGAUCCCCUGCCUGUUUGAUGACUUCAAGGAUGUGACCCACACGUGUCCCAACUGCAAGGCCUAUAUCUACACCUACAAGCGCAUGUGCUAACGGCGCCCCGCGAGCCCGAGCCGCUGCACUGACACCGGCCCCUCUCCCGCCGCCGCCCUCCUAGUCUCUGCGUGUGCAACGCUCCUUCGCUUCACCCGCCGGUGGUGUGUAUGUGUGUGACCCCGGCUCCCUCCCACCUUCCCCCAGCUCCGCUCCUCGCUGUGAAGGGUUGGCAGGGCGAUGCUGGUGCGGGUGCGCAGGGGAAGCGGGCCCAGGCCCCCGAGGCUGAGGUGUGGGUGGAUCCCUCUGCACCCCCUUACGCUGCAGGGCGCUUGCGCAGCCCCUCUAGCCCGGAGCAACCCGGGGAAGAGCAGCAGCUGCUGGAGGCGCCCACAGUGAUGUGCUGUCCCCACCCCUGGGGAGCUGCGGCAGGCUGGGGGGCAGGUGCUGCCCAGGAGGGGAAGGGGGGGGACCCGAGCAACCCACAGCGGAGACAGCACCACCCUUGUGGCACUUUUAGGAAGGGGCUUGACGGCAGGAGCCAGAGGGUGGUGCCACCCGUGCCAGGUUUCAGCAAAGCCCCUUCCUGCUGCGCAGCACUGGCAGAGCCGUCGUCGUGGCACGGGGCAGCAGCCCCGCACCCUCCAUCAGCACCUCCGUCCUGCCAGAGCGGCCGCUCCGGCUGCAUGCGCCUCCUCCCGGCCCCUGCUGUGGCUCUUUCAGCAAAGGGAAAAAACAAAACCCAAAAACCCCAAACCCUUGGCCCUUCCUCACCCACCUGGCAAACUGUUGGCAAAAAAUGCAUCUGGCACGUGGCUGCCUGCCCCGACGCUGUAGAUGAGGCGUUUGUUACCCGGCUCCAGCUCCAGAGCAGCCCCUGCCCUCCCGCUGCAGCGCCCGUCCUGCCACCGCCGCGGCUGCACCCUCUGGGCUUCCUCCUUGCGUGGGGGUGUUGGGGUUUAUUUUUAGCUCCCGGGCUGUAGGGCAGAAGGAAGGGGGCAGUGACAGGAGCUGCCAGCAGCACCGUGACCCACGAGGGCCAGAGGACCUGGGAGCCAGUUGCAGCUUCUGGCUGGGCCGUGUCCGGCCGCAGCCAGCGCCGCUGGGCCGGGCAGACCCCGAGGGGAGCCGGGGGGGUCUCUCAGCAGGAGGCUGCACACACAGCCUGGCCUGCACGGGCAGCUGCUGUUUGCUCAGAGGUGGAACUGUGGCACUAGUCAGUGUUUUUAUGUAAAUAAAUAACAGACCCUGAA
Tyto alba (common barn owl) is the source of this 2417-nucleotide messenger RNA. It is a transcript of the gene CDIP1, whose product is annotated as cell death inducing p53 target 1. Gene Ontology annotation, biological process: tumor necrosis factor-mediated signaling pathway; intrinsic apoptotic signaling pathway in response to DNA damage by p53 class mediator. The coding region runs from base 616 to 1224 and encodes 202 amino acids. Lineage: Eukaryota; Metazoa; Chordata; Aves; Strigiformes; Tytonidae. The transcript is spliced from 6 exons. The record is from RefSeq and is a predicted model, not a curated record. Gene Ontology annotation, molecular function: zinc ion binding.